UCUCACACUACUGAUGUCUGCUCCGUGUCUAGAUUCCCAGGGUUUGUUUUGCCGUGCCUUGGAGUUCACCCGGUUCAAGAGGUUUCGCCAGAGGAGCAGCGCAGUGUUACUUUGCAGGAUCUAGAUGCUGCAUUGCCGCUUAUAGAACUCUACAAAGAUAAAUUGGUGGGGAUUGGAGAAGUUGGACUAGAUUUCACUCCCAGAUUUGCCAGCACGGAUGAACAGAAGGAAGGACAAAGACAGGUGUUGAUCAAGCAGAUUGAGUUAGCGAGAAGACUGGAUUUGCCUUUAAAUGUUCAUUCCCGUUCAGCUGGAAGACCAACCAUUAAUGUCUUAAAGGAACAAGGUGCUACAAAGGUGUUGCUCCAUGCAUUUGAUGGGAAGCCAUCUGUAGCGAUGGAAGGGGUGAAAGCUGGAUACUUCUUCUCCAUUCCUCCUUCCAUUAUAAGGAGUGAACAGAAGCAGAAGCUUGUGAAACUCUUACCUCUGGAAAGUAUGUGCUUGGAAACUGACUCUCCUGCUCUGGGGCCUGAAAAACAGGUGAGAAAUGAACCAAAAAAUAUUUACAUUGCUGCAGAAUAUAUUGCCAAAAUUAAAGGAAUUCCAGUUGAAGAGGUUAUAGAAAGGACUACACAGAAUGCACUGAAAGUAUUCCCCAAACUUCGGAACUUUCUUCAGAUAUAGGUUCAGAAACUGAAAUAUAUGAUAUUGUAGAAACAAUUAUUUAUGGUGUAAUUAAUAAAACCAAUGUUCAUCUUGUCUUAAAGUGGAGUUUUGCUGUUGGAAAGUUCAAGAAGUGAGCAGUGUUCUAUAGCUGCAUAGUGUGAAUAUAGGGAAUUUCUCAAAGACCUUCGGUAUGCACGAUUGUCAUCUCUUGGAUGUGAUAAAGACAGGUUGUUCAUC
Cariama cristata (Red-legged seriema) is the source of this 903-nucleotide messenger RNA. RefSeq names its product TatD DNase domain containing 3 (gene TATDN3). The transcript has 7 exons. The record is from RefSeq and is a predicted model, not a curated record. The annotation marks the transcript as partial. Gene Ontology annotation, molecular function: hydrolase activity, acting on ester bonds. Lineage: Eukaryota; Metazoa; Chordata; Aves; Cariamiformes; Cariamidae.